GGCGUCGGGCCAAAACCGACAGCCUGCAGUGUAAGCCCGCCAUUUUGUCGCGAGUGGUUGUUCGAUCGCGCUCCACGUGGGCCGUUGAAGAGUGUACGCAGAAACGCAGGAGGAGAUGAGUAUGCUUAGAAGUUGAAAACUUCGUCGUAAACGAGUUGAAGGAACUUCCAAACUUGGGCUUUGGAGGAGGAGCUAUGGCGGCGGCGCCGUGUCACAAUCCUAUCUCUGUGUCGUGGAAGGCAGGCUCAUGGCAGAGGUCAGAGCCGGAAUCGUUUCUGAGAAAGCGGGCGAUGGCGCACAAUGCCAUGGCUCCGUGGCGUCCAUUGGCUGCACCGACCAUCCGUUCAGCUCGGACGAGAUGCUGUUUCACGUGUCGGAGGAGUCAAAUGGCGACGGUCGAUGGGCUGCUGGGGAGGAAGAGACACGUCGUUCUCGAUGGCCAGCGUUGUGGCGUUGGAUCCCGAUCAUUGCGGUGGAGCCCUCACAAACUUGUCGCACAAAGAGAGGAAGGAAUCGUGAGAGUGCACUGCUGUGGCCAUGCACGCGAUAAAUCGAGCUCGGCACAUAUCGGUGCUUUGACAUGCAAGGUCGUGAGGAGGAGAAGCAAUGACAAUAGCAGAGAAGGGGCCUUCUUCCGUGGGCUUCGUUCUCUAUUUCAGAGAGUCCGGUGGGUUCAAGCAACUGACUCAAGUGGCCUGAAGGAGUUUGAGGAAGCAGAAGAAAAAGACACCCCUACAGAGAGUGCAAGCCAAGCAAUCCCAAAGCGAGUCAUUAAGAGCAAUGCCUGGUCCUCGAGGAAUCUUCCGGAGCCUUGUUUGCCAUUCUCUUUGAGUGAGACCAUGGAUGGCACCAUCACUGGGACUAUGGCUUUGAGGGGGACAAUGGCUGGGGUUGCUGCUGCAGUGGCUGUUAUGGUGGCCCUUGUUCCAGGCGCGCAAGCUGCGGAUCUCCUCAAGACCUGUGCCUGCCUUCUGCGAGACUGCAGAUUGGAGCUGGCGGAAUGCAUUGCUGACCCAAAAUGUGCUGCUAAUGUGGCCUGCUUGAACUCUUGCAACAAUCGCCCGGAUGAGACUGAAUGUCAGAUAGGCUGUGGAGAUUUGUUUGAAGAUGCAACGGUGGACGAGUUCAACAAGUGUGCAGUAUCAGAGAAGAAGUGUGUGCCAAAACGAGUAGACGUGGGGCUUUACCCUGUUCCGGCUCCGUCUGCAGUUGUCGAGAACUUCUCUGCCACAGACUUCGAAGGCAAAUGGUUUAUUUCAAAAGGGUAUAACCCCACCUUUGAUGCCUUCGAUUGUCAGCUGCACGAAUUCCAUGCGAAUGAUCCUCGCAGCCUUACAGCAAAGCUGCAGUGGCGGAUCACGACUCCGGAUGGUGGAUUCUUCACUCGAAUGGCGAUUCAGACUUUUGUCCAAGAUGAAAACCAACCGGGUCUGCUGCUCAACCACAACAACGAGUUCCUCCACUAUGAGGAUGACUGGUACAUCAUUUCAGCCAAGACUGAGAAAAAGCCAGACGAUUACAUAUUUGUGUACUAUCGAGGACGGAAUGAUGCAUGGGAUGGGUACGGAGGCGCUGUAAUAUACACAAGAAGCCGGACUGUCCCGAAGAGUGCAGUGCCAGCUCUGAGAGAAGCAGCAUCUAAGGUGGGUCUGGACUAUGACAAGUUUAUUACAACCGAUAACUCAUGCCGACCCGUACAGCCACUGUUCGCCCGAAUUGAAACCAAGAUUGAAACAGAGGUAAAGAAAGAAGAGGCUUUCCUAGAGAAGGAGCUGGAGUUGCUGGGAGAUGAAGAGAAAAUGCUGUUCCAGAGACUAGGUGAUGGUGCCAAAGAGCUGCAGAGAGACGAGCAGUUGCUACUGGAGUCACUCUCUGAGGAGGAAAAGGCCCUGUUGAAGGAUCUUCAAAUGGGUGCAAGCGAUAUCGAAAAACUCUUCGGGAAGGCAUUACCAAUUCGUAGGCUCCGUUAACCGUGUAGUCGUCACUCCGUACUGAGCCGCUGCUCAAAUGCAGGUAAUCCUUUCCUCAUUGUUUUUUUUUUUUUUUUCCCUUUUGAAAAAGUCCAUUUGUAUUGUUUGCUCCAAACCAGGUCCAUCGUCCCUUAUGAGCGUACCCACUUGAUGCUUCCUCCCGUUAUGGCCAGCGGACCCUAAUCCCGCCUAACAGAUUCAGUCCUUUUCUUCCCCCUUUCUUUCAGGGUUUAAGGGCAACAAGGUUUCUGCAGCUGGCAAGGUCUGCUUGAAGUUCUGACGUCAGGUGUACAGAGUGUGCUGCAAGGGGGGGCAGGGGGGGGGGGGGGGGGGGGGGUCGACACAGAAGCGGAAAUUGCAUGUGAAGAGAAUGUUUUGAUAUCAUUAUCAUUAUUGUAAUUAUUUUCUCUGGCUGCGCUUGUUUUUCUUUUAACUAAAGCAGAGAAGGAAAUGUCAUAAGUUGAAAAGCAAAGUGGAUUUUGGCCACGUAUAGAGUGUCGCCGGGUGUGAGAUAUAGGGACUACCUGUGUCCUGAAAAGGCCACUGUGACACUGUCUAAAUUGAUCUAUGGGGGUGUUUUCAUAAGUUUCCUGCUGUCUGCAACUGGGCAGUGGAGUGCUGCCCUGUUAACAGUGCUGUCUCUUAUACACAUCUAGAUGUGUAUAAGAGACAGGUCAUGAUGCUCGGAAAAUUAGGAGCUGUGGGCCAUAUUCACAAGAUAACCAAGCAUUUAUAGUAUGGGUUCACAGUGAGAUCCUCUGCUUUGAAGCCCUUUGAUGGGGUCUGCGCUCGCAGAUACAGGGUGCGGCUGGCUGAAAUGUGCUAGUCUCUUACUGUAUACAUUUUGUGUGCUAUAUGAUGAAUCAAAGCAAUGGGAUUGA
Chara braunii is the source of this 2851-nucleotide messenger RNA. Lineage: Eukaryota; Viridiplantae; Streptophyta; Charophyceae; Charales; Characeae. The record is from the annotation of a GenBank genome assembly.